Camellia sinensis is the source of this 1086-nucleotide messenger RNA. The record is from RefSeq and is a predicted model, not a curated record. NCBI's taxonomy places the organism in Eukaryota, Viridiplantae, Streptophyta, Magnoliopsida, Ericales, Theaceae.
AUGCGUCGCAAUUCUGUACACAAUAUGAUUCUUAAUGAGUCGGACUCUGAUGAUGAGUUAGAGAUAGUUACAGUACUCAAAAUGGAGGAAGAAUCAAGAUCACGUCGUCGUUCUAUACAACGUCGUCUAUUCAUUAGGCGUAAUACUUUAGAAGGCCACCAAAGGCUUUUUCUCGACUAUUUUGCUGAAUCACCAAUAUAUCCUCCCAAUGUAUUUCGAAGAAGGAUUGGAGAAAGCACUGCAAUGAAAAGUUUAAAAAAAUUUGUUAAAGCAGUGGUUACAAUUUUUUCUGAUGAGUAUUUGAGAUCACCAAACAAAAAUGACAUUGCUAGAUUGCUAACAAUUGGCCAAAGUCGUGGAUUCCCUGGGAUGUUGGGGAGCAUUGAUUGUAUGCAUUGGAAAUGGAAGAAUUGUCCAACUGCAUGGAAAGGUAUGUAUUCUGGUCAUAUUCAUGAACCUACAAUUAUUUUAGAAGCAGUAGCAUCAUAUGAUCUUUGGAUAUGGCAUGCAUUCUUUGGGUUACCGGGGUCUCAUAAUGACAUCAACGUGUUAGAACGAUCUUCUGUAUUUACCAAGCUUGCUGAAGGGCGUACUCCUUCUGUCAAUUACUCAAUCAAUGGUAAUGAUUAUACAAUGGGAUACUAUCUAGCAGAUGGUAUAUAUCCACAGUGGUCAACAUUUGUCAAAACAAUUCCAUCUCCACAAGGAAAUAAGAGAAAGCAUUUUGCUGCAGCUCAAGAGUCGGCAAGGAAAGAUGUAGAACGUGCUUUUGGAGUUCUUCAAGCACGAUUUGCAAUUGUACGUGGACCUGCACGUUCUUGGGAACGUGAAACACUUAAGAAUAUUAUGAAGGCAUGCAUAAUACUGCAUAACAUGAUUGUUGAGGAUGAGCGAGAUGUUAAUGAAGCAGAAGACUACGACUAUGAACAAAUCGAUGAAAAUCCCCAUGUAUCUGUUUCACAUGACCAUACAACUGAACUUAUGGAAUUCAUUCGACGCCAUCAUCACAUUAGAGAUAGAGAAACUCAUUGUCAACUACAAUCGGACCUCGUCGAGCACUUGUGGCAACUACAUAGUCAAUCAUAG